AUGACUGUUUUGGUUCUUAGUCAACGAAACAAUGACUACACCUCCUGUACCGUUGAGUACUUCAACCGAGAAGGCUGCAACAGCAUGAGCUUUGGCCCGAUCACCUCCAACGCACACAUUGGAGGAGUUAUGCUGAAGCCGCACAUCUUGAGACGGGAGAUCAAGCAGGGCUUGCUGAACUACAAUCAGAGCUACACUGUGCUUAAUAUCACCUUCAGCAAUAUUAAAUGGAAGACAAUCAAAUUCCGUUUCGAAGAACAAAGCAAGAAACCGCUGAAACAAACCCACUGCCGCAACAUAGUGCUGUCAAACGAAGCCCACAUAGACGACCAGUCGGUGCUCUACUAUGACUGCUACUGGCCGGACAGUAUUGACAGUGUAGGCCGCUCACAUAUACUGGACUUUGAGGCUUCGGACGACAAUGUGGUUAAUCGGGGACAGUAUUACUUCAAUGUUCCAUCGGCGCAAAUGCUGAGCAACACCGUUAAUGCAUCGAACUGGAAACCGUUUGUCUACCUUGAGAUACUCUCCGGCAAAAUCCGCCUCCACAUAAUGGCUCCACCGAACCAAGUGAAGAUCUCCUCAUACCGCAUUCAAUCUGCUGGGGACUCCGGGUCUUACUACUUUGUGGUGACUCCGCAACAUGAUGGGUGUAAGGACGGAGUGAGGAAGUGCCAGAUUGUGGAGAGUCCGAGGUUCAAAAUCAGCAACAACGUGCAAAGCUUCAAUAUCUGCAUCGCCAGCAUCUCGGCCCUGAUCGUUGCUACGCUGUUCGCCUACUACAUUGUUCUGAGGGUGCUCCGCCGGUAUUGGUGCCGAGACUACCGGCUCGCUAUGGGUCAAGAGAUACCAGCCCCAACGAAAGUUCUAGUCAUCUAUUCCCCGGCCAACCGUCUUCACGCCGAGUGCGUUUCCUCAUUCGUCACCUAUUUGCGCGCUGAGUUCGGCUUCGAGAUCAUGUACGACGGAGACAUCUCGUCAACCUCCGACCAAGACCCCUACAUCUGGGCCGCCGAGGCCUUCAAGAUAGCCACACACGUCAUGUACAUCGUCGGACCCGCAGAUCUAACCAACCAGUACAACAACAUCUACGAGAAACCCAUACUCAGCGCUCACAAAAACGUCGACACCCUACAACUCUCCCUACUCAAAGCGAACCGAGGAUCGCAAAACCAAAAAUCUGUAAUCAAUGUAAUCUUCGAAUACUCCAACGGACCUAUUCCAAUCGAAACGAAACAUGGAAAAACUUUCUAUCUACUCAAGGAAUGGAACAAACUGAUUUCUUAUUUGUCGAAGAAUCUACUACCUAAGAAACAGUUGGUGCGGACGGAGAAAGGGAGGUGUUUGCUAGAGGAUCUGACCAAGGCUAAGAAAUUGCUGAAUAGCAGUAAUUUUAAUGUGUAAAUUGUUGGUUACGGGACGAAAUACUAGGAAUGAUAUGGGUUGUUAAUCAGAAGAUAUAGGAUACAGGUAUGUGCAAUGAAGAUUAGGCUAACAUUAUCAAGUAGUUUUGGUUAAAACCAAGAAUUAACUAUGGAGUGGAACUUUGGUGACAAAAAAUAGAAUUAUCAAUGGAGUUCUUGGUUUUGACUAAAAUUAAAUCGCGUUACGAAGAUGUUAUACGGUUAGGAUCAGUUGUUUAGAUGUGGAAUUUGAUUCUCAGGCUGGCCUGAAGAAAAUUGGUUUUUCAAUAUUAUAAAAUGAAACUUAGUUUUUCGUGCUGGAAAUGUGAUCAGUAUUUAUUAACCUUCCAUAGCCUUGCCAUGAGACUAUCUUCUACUUUGAAAAAAUCUCGUAUCUCACUCUACUCAAAGUUGAAACGCAGUAACUCUAUAUGCAUUCCACACGUUACUACAUUAAAUUUGUCUUUUCAUAGACAAGAACGUACAGUGAGCUGGGAAUUGCAUGGAGAAAUUAUGAAUAAAUUCAUUGAUUAAUUCGCCAUGCAGUUUUGCAACUCACUGUACGAGUUUUUCUUUCAGAGUAGUGACGAUAUUCGCUAACGACUGCAUAACAUUUUUCUAGUCAUCUUGCUUGUACUAAACGCCAGUACUAAUGAAUGAGAUAGAUCGAAAGUUUGUUAUGCACAUGCUAGCGCAUACGCCAGUAUGGCUACUGUUGAAAAUUGCCAGUGCCAAGAAAAAAAGAUACUUGGCUCAUACUAGCACGAAAAACUUUCGUUUUCUGAAUCUUGUGUACUAAAGUGGGAUACGAAGUUAUCGAAAGUUUCAAGGAAAAUUGAUAUUAAUUAUUGUCUUUUGUGUCUAAUUGUAUUGAUGUUAAGAACAUUUUCUAUACGGUAUUGGGGCACUAGAACUUGGCAUACAUAUCACUAUUAUGACUAAGUACUUUAACGGCCCGGCCACGACACUGGUCUAAGCGCGACAGCGGUGAGCGGCAGCCAUACGUGCGAAUGAAAAGUCCCAUCGCUCUCGCUCUAAUGUAUGGUCGCCGCUCACCGCUGUCGCGCUUAGACCAAUAUCGUGGCUGCGCCGUAACAUUACCCGAAUUUAAAUGUUUCUUUUUUUGUCAAUCAUUUUUGAUAAAUUUUAUGUUCUACUCAGAAUCAUUAGCUUUUUCAAUUCUAAUAGGUAAAAAAGUGUCCCAUAGGAUUUUGCCUAUUGUGUUACCAUUUUCCAUAUAGGUAGUUUAUAUGGGGUAACAAAAGAGGAAAGUAACAGAAAUGUAUAGAAAUUCUGGGACAGUUUUUUUCUCCUAUUGAGAUAGAAUGUGCUCUUGAUUCUGAGUAGAACUAACCUGAAAUUCACUAAAAAUAUCAAAAUAACAAAAAAAGAAACGCUUAAAUAUGGUAACAUCAUAUCAUUCAUAUUUAAAUACUGAGAUAUAUUUAAUGAAAAUAAAGUUAUACUUACAGUUGUUAAACAUCCACCAUCGCUUAUGCUUUUAGAAAUAAAAAUAAAUGAUAUCACCUACGCUCCAAUACCAAAAAAAGAGAGAAAAGUAUGUGUUAUUGUUGUUUAUACUUGUUGUAAUUCUUCAAAUCCCAGUUUUCGAACAUACCGCUUUU
Leguminivora glycinivorella is the source of this 3028-nucleotide messenger RNA. RefSeq lists its product as uncharacterized. Bases 1 to 1404 code for a protein of 467 amino acids. The transcript is spliced from 7 exons. The record is from RefSeq and is a predicted model, not a curated record. NCBI's taxonomy places the organism in Eukaryota, Metazoa, Arthropoda, Insecta, Lepidoptera, Tortricidae.